UAAGUUUUGACGCGUUUCGAAUGCUUUUCGAGGAAGCGCUGCGUCCAAUUCUUUCCCAGGCCCUCCUCUGGAAAAUCAUCACCUAAUCGGGCCCUCAAGAUACCCUCAACAACCUCCCGAAGACCUUCGUGAUCAAGGGGCAAGCCUCUGAUCGACAUCUCCUCAACAUACUGCAGAACAGUCUCCGCCUCCUCUGGAAGUAACCAGGAUCGGGCAGCAUUGGCAUUUGCCCGGCUGCGUUUUCCCUUCGCCCAACGGCUGCAAGUCAUGUGAGAAAGGUGAAUGGAUCUUUUGUACUCUGCCCGAAACUCUUCCUCGACGAUUUCACAGAAGUAUCGCGUCCCUUUGCGUCGCUCUUUGGGCGCAAGCGGCCGCUGCUGGUCUGCAAGAUAGAGGUCAACAGCCCGCUGCAUGUAGCAGUCAUGCAGCCCCUGCUCCACGCGCUGCUUGCUGGACUCGGAUUGGGCGCGUCCCGGCGUGAUGUAACGGGAGAGUGGCGGUCAGAGGCGCUCAGGCGCGUCAACAAACGUGCUGACGCGUAUCGCGUGAUGUGACUGGCACAAUCCUAGCCUCGAUAAGACCUCUGAACAUAUUUUUACAUUUUGAAAUGUCAUGUGUAUGUAUCAAUUGAAAUUGAAGGGGAAAAUGUCG
Mycena citricolor is the source of this 651-nucleotide messenger RNA. Lineage: Eukaryota; Fungi; Basidiomycota; Agaricomycetes; Agaricales; Mycenaceae. The record is from the annotation of a GenBank genome assembly.